AAAACUUUUAAAUUUUGACCUUUGAAUUAUUAAAUUUUUAAGACUCUGAAUGACAUUUUGAAUAAGGACAAUGCGGAAUGGCAAGAUUUAAUUAUACUCAAGUAAUUAUAUUCGAAACGUGCUCAUGCAGACGUUACCGUUGAUGUCGCUUUAAGAAAAUUUCCCUCGCUUGGCUUGAGUUGUUCAGUUUGCGAUUGCGAUUGAUGCGGGCGUGCUCUGACGGAACCUCGCACGGUUUUCAACGCGGAGUCUGUUUUGGAGUUAAUAUUUCUCAGCCCGCUAAAAAUGCUUGCGUCAGACUGGCUGGUGUAAGUUAACGUUCGUUGGCCUGCAGGAUGGAGCUGACUAGAAUGUCUACAGCUAACUUAAUAAAGGAGUUAAUACAAUUUGGUAUCGAAGUCACUGAAGAGGAGAGGAAAAAGUUUGAAGACAAUGAUGUGGAUGGAGAGACUGUUGACAUCGGACUGACUGAGUCAAUGAUUUCAUUCCUCUUUGAGGGAUCAUUUAAAAAACAAGCAAAAUUUCAUCGAUUUGUUCAGCAGAUGAAAGAGACAGUGACAUUAACUCUUGAACCUGUGCCUGUAGAAAGCCAGUCAAGAGCUGGAGCAAGUAAUAUCAGCCCAUCAACAGCUUUCCCUGCAUUUUUUGAAGUUCCGAAGUUUCCAUUUGAUGUUCAGGCCAAAUUGGACCGAAAAGAAUGCAGACUAACGUCAUCAGACCGAAACAAAAUUAUUAGAACGUUGUAUGAAAGCAUGGCUCAGUACAAAAUGUAUCCAACUACAGAAGAGUAUGUUCAAGUGGCUAAGGCCCUGACUCUGAGGUAUCCCUUUUUAAAAGACAAAGAGGGCAAUGGAUAUCACACUUGGCACAUGUCUCUGAAACGCAAGUUUAAAUUUGAGCGGACACCUUUGGCUGAAGUUGAAGAAGUGAAAAGACUUAAACAGAAGUUUGGUCAUUCAAAAAAGUCUCUGCAACCUGAAGAAAGCAGUUGCAAAGAAAUUACAAGGCCUUUGGAGAUUAAUGCUGUUGGAGAGGAUGCUACAUCAAUAGAGGGACAUGUGAAAGUCCUGCAGGACCAAUAUAGAAGGACACAGCCAGAGACUCACAUUGUUGAAGAUCGAAUGAGGAGGACCUUUGCCUGGAGGCGGCAGGAGAUUACUAGUGGUAUGACUGUUGAAGAUGUCGUCAACAAAUAUCCAUUCUUGAAGAGUCCAUCAGGGCUUUAUCAAGAAAUUGGUUUCCUGUAUAAAUGUGUUCAACUGAGCCGCCAUUUUCGAGAACAUUUUGGACACAUUACAUCCAGCGUGCUACGGCUCGCUCAAGGGAAAUCCCCUCUAGCAAAGCUGCACAAAGAAGCUAGAGAAGAAUCUCUCUGUGAAGACCAUCUUGGAAUUGAUUUUAAAGCAGCACUUCUCAUGUUGCCAGCCUUGUUCAGAGAGAAACUUGAACAUUUCAUUGUGCUUGGAGAGAGUGAACCAUCCUCACCAUAUCCUACUGUUCAAGUACAGGAGACCACUGACUGGAAAACUGUGUUUACAAGAAGAGUCACUGCAGUCAUCAAAGUUGAUGGGAUCGAAAUCUGCCAGGCAAACGGUGUGGAUGAAGGGGCUCUUGCAGCAUUUUGUGCUUAUUUCGUCUUCAAUUUGACAUAUCCAUCCCACCUGAAGAACACCCUGGUGUUUCUUCAGCGGUAUGUUUUGAAACUUACUGUGGAUGGUGACAAGCCUCUACCUACCCCAGUUACCAGAAUAAUUAAUCUCUUAUAGUAACAUCAGCAAAAAUGCCCCGCCUCUUCAAUUGCCCUAAAUGUUCUCGAAGAACAUUUACAAUCAUCAAAUUAAUCCAGCACAUUGGUCUCAUUCAUGCACAUGAGGCAAAUUUUUCAAUAACUUGUGGUCUUAAUGACUGUCAGAGAUCAUUCACGAAGUAUGCGUCCUUUAGAUGUCAUGUUUACCGAAAGCAUAAAAAUACGGUGUUACAACAGACUACUACUACGACUACUGACCCUCUGCCUCUGCUUGAGGAGGUUGAGAAAGAAUGUACUACUGAUGUUGCUUUUUCAGCGCCCCCAAACAUGAAUGAGCUGUUGCAGCAAUUUAGAGAGAACCUUUUUGCCUUCACAUUGAAAUGCAGAGAAAAAAAUCACUUGCCUCAGUCAGUACAGCAAGAAAUUUUGGAUGAUGUUAAUUUCCUGUUUAGUUUUUUCAAAGAGAACUAUGAUGAAUUUCUUGCAUAUCAUCUAGAAAAAAAUGGCUUUGAUCUUGCAGCAUGUCCAGAACUUCAAGAAGUGCUACAGUCCCCA
Carassius auratus (goldfish) is the source of this 2302-nucleotide messenger RNA. Its product is annotated as sterile alpha motif domain-containing protein 3. Lineage: Eukaryota; Metazoa; Chordata; Actinopteri; Cypriniformes; Cyprinidae. The record is from RefSeq and is a predicted model, not a curated record. The transcript has 10 exons. The coding region runs from base 336 to 1766 and encodes 476 amino acids.